AAUGUCCUUGUUUAAAUAUAAUCCACAUUCUGCUUAGUUCUCACGUCCUUCGCCAAACUAAGCAGUAUCAAUUUCAAAUUAAUUGUACCAUUCAAGAAUGACUUUUUAACAUUUUAUGUUUAUAUUAUGUUUGUCUUUAUAUUUAUAACUAAUUACUUUAAUUAGUUGCGAAUAUCAAUUUUUACAGCUCAAUGUAGCAAUUAGGUUGUACGAUAAUAUCGUACAAUGUUUUCCCCGUAACUUCUCAGUUUACGGAACUCUUUAACAUCUCAUCCUUAAAUAUUACAGUGUAGUCUAUGUAGCUAAGUAUCAAGUACUUAAGUAUAUUCCGUUCACGACUCGAAAGCUAGCGAAACAGUAGGUAUUUACCUACAGAGGCAAGGAAUAUUUUCGCUGUGUGCUUUGUUAGCCUUGUCUACGUAAUAAGUUGUGAGCAAACGAUACGAUCUAACGUGACCGCAACACUCAGGAAGUUGAUUAACAGAUCUCUUUAUUCGAAUCAUUUUUUUUUCAAUAUUAGAACAUACUUAAAUUACAGUCAAAAAGAAGGUAUAUCGCAUUUAAUAAAAUAUUGUACCUAUGGAUACUGUUACCGAAACAAAUGAUGGUAGUGAAGUGUUAAACCUCCGUUAAUGAGAACGAAAAUUUUGUUUCUUUGAAAGCUUCUCGUGUCACGUUAACUUCAGUGGAAUGCGUUAAAGUUCAACGAAAUCAUUAAUAAUCUUAGACAUACAAAUCGAAACGAGAAUAAAGCUUACAAAACAACAAGGAAGAAAAUAUUAUCAAAACAAGUUUAAAUCGAGAUUGUAUAAAAAAAAAAGUUUGUGUUAAACACUUGUGAUUAAAGGCUUAUGAAGUAUGACAGACGAAGUAACAAUUAAUAUUUUAAGUUUGAAUUGCUGGGGAAUACCAUAUGUUUCGAAAAACAGAGAAGAUCGUAUGAAAGCAAUAGCAGAGAAAUUUGCAACUGAAAAUUAUGAUGUUAUUUGCUUGCAAGAGGUAUGGUCUGUUAAUGAUUUUAAGAUGAUCAAAGCCAGAACACAAGAGCAAUUGCCUUACUCACAUUACUUUUACAGUGGUGUUCUUGGAUCUGGGAUUUGUGUCUUAUCAAAAUAUCCCAUUGAAGAUGUAAUGUUUCAUAAAUGGACUUUAAAUGGAUACGUACACAAAGUACAUCAUGGAGAUUGGUUUGGUGGUAAAGGAGUUGGACUUUGUAGACUUAAAAUUCAUGGUAUGACUGUUAAUAUAUACACUGUACAUUUGCAUGCAGAAUAUAAUAGGCAUAAUGAUGAGUAUAUAGCACACCGAGUUUUACAAGCAUUCGACACUGCCCAAUUUAUUAGAAUGACUUGUGGUGGUGCUGAUUUUGCCAUAUUGGGAGGUGAUCUUAACACAGAACCGCAAGAUUUAGCUUACAAAAUCAUUUGUGGUGUUGCCGGUUUAUCUGAUGCUUGCUCAAGCGUUUCAAAUAAUUUAGGGACCAACGAGUGUGCCAAUAAUAGUUAUACUAGCUCUAAACUUGCAAGGAAGGUCCCAGAAGGAAAACGUAUAGACCAUAUAUUAUACUUGAGUUCAAAACUUAAUAAAGUGGAAGUAGUAAAUUUUCAUCAUCCUUUCCCGAAACGUGUACCUUACAAAGAUUUUAGUUAUUCUGAUCAUGAAGCUGUUAUGGCUACCUUAAAACUUAGCCCUGGUCUGUCACAACCAGUAAAUGUAGAUAUUAGAGAUUCGUUGAAAGAGGCUAUAAACAUAUGUGAAACUUCAUUAAAGAGUGUUCGUCGUCAUCGUAUUUUGUAUUUAAUAUUUGCUUGCGUACUAACAGUUCCACUUGUUUGCUCUAUGGGAUUAGAUUGUACCAUUGUAUCUGUAGGUGUGAACAUUGGGCUCAAUGUAAUUCGCGUCUUUUUAAGUGCAAUGCUGUGUUAUACUUUGUUUAUGAGUACCAUAUGGAAUAGUGUAGAGAAAAAUGCUUUGAAAGCAGGCAGAUUAGAAAUGGAAAUUUACUUGACAAAUUUAAACAAUAAUUUAUUAAAAAAAUGAACAUACCUAUGUGCAUCAUAGAAGUACAUGUUUGGCUCAAAAUUUUGACUUCUCUAUUAAACUAUUUCUGAACUAUUCUGUAAAAAAAUGUCAAAUGGUAUUCUCAUUGAUAAUGAAAGUAUAUUUUCUUAUACAAUGAAUCUUAACAUUUUUAUACAUUAGGAUUUCUACUGACGUAUUACUCUAGGACAAUAAUCAAGUUAUAUGUUGUCAAAAAAUAUUUAUUGUUCAAUUUUAUUAAUUCUAUUUUAUCUAUCUAAGCCUUGAUUUUCAAAAAAUUAAGGAGAAAUUAGUAAUUUCUUUAAAUGCAAAUUAAAGUUAUUAAGUUACAAGGUGAUGAUUUAGAAAAUUGUACUGUACCGUUUAGUAAUAUUAGUACUACUCACUGUCGUAGAUCGUAAAGUUAUUCCAUUAAAUGCAUUUACUUUCCAUUAAUUUUAGUAUAAAUUAUCACAAAUAUAGGCGAAAUGAAGCAUCAAUUUAAGAAUGAUUUAAACUGUAAAUUAUUUUUUUAUCUUUCAAUCACUCUUUACUCAAAUUAUAAUAUUUAAUGAAAUAAAUGAGAUUUGUAAGUCAUUAAAUUCUUUAUUAAAAUUUCUGAUUAUA
This is a messenger RNA of Nomia melanderi (Alkali bee), 2646 nucleotides long. It is a transcript of the gene nSMase, whose product is annotated as neutral sphingomyelinase. Lineage: Eukaryota; Metazoa; Arthropoda; Insecta; Hymenoptera; Halictidae. The record is from RefSeq and is a predicted model, not a curated record. Gene Ontology annotation, molecular function: sphingomyelin phosphodiesterase activity.